Messenger RNA from Sorex araneus (European shrew), 1270 nucleotides. It is a transcript of the gene SAR1B, whose product is annotated as secretion associated Ras related GTPase 1B. Gene Ontology annotation, cellular component: endoplasmic reticulum exit site; COPII vesicle coat. Lineage: Eukaryota; Metazoa; Chordata; Mammalia; Eulipotyphla; Soricidae. Bases 157 to 753 code for a protein of 198 amino acids. The record is from RefSeq and is a predicted model, not a curated record. Gene Ontology annotation, molecular function: GTPase activity; GTP binding. The transcript has 7 exons. Gene Ontology annotation, biological process: vesicle organization; membrane organization; intracellular protein transport.
GACCGUCGGGGCUGCGGCACCGCCUGCCCGGAAGGAGCCGCUGAGAGUCGGGCCGCGGCAGCCAUCGCGCUUUGUGGUCGUGUCUCCGGGGCUGUGGCGCCGACGCCGAGCUGCGCUUUGCGUUCUCGCCUGUGGCAGACCCUGUAAGAUUUGGAUAUGUCCUUCAUAUUUGACUGGAUUUACAGUGGUUUCAGCAGUGUGCUACAAUUUUUAGGGUUAUAUAAGAAAACUGGUAAAUUGGUAUUUCUUGGAUUGGAUAAUGCAGGAAAAACAACAUUGCUACACAUGCUAAAAGAUGACAGACUUGGACAGCAUGUUCCAACAUUACAUCCUACUUCGGAAGAGCUAACCAUUGCUGGCAUGACCUUUACAACUUUUGAUCUGGGUGGACAUGUUCAAGCUCGAAGAGUGUGGAAAAACUACCUUCCUGCUAUCAACGGUAUUGUAUUUCUGGUGGAUUGUGCAGACCAUGAAAGGCUGCUAGAAUCAAAAGAAGAACUUGAUUCACUAAUGACAGAUGAAACCAUUGCUAACGUGCCUAUCCUGAUUCUUGGGAAUAAAAUUGACAGACCUGAAGCCAUUAGCGAAGAGAGGUUACGAGAGAUGUUUGGUUUAUAUGGUCAGACAACAGGAAAAGGCAGUGUGUCUUUGAAAGAACUGAAUGCCCGGCCCUUAGAAGUUUUCAUGUGCAGUGUGCUCAAAAGGCAAGGUUACGGAGAAGGCUUCCGCUGGAUGGCGCAGUACAUCGAUUAACCUCCACCCCCGUCAACUCCAGGUCUCGCCAUUCAGGCCUACUCAGAGAUUUAAUCACUCAACAUGCAUAACUUGAAUUCAAUAGACUUUUGUUGGUUAGAAAACAGAUGUUUUUUAGAUUAUUAAUAUUAUAUCAACUUAAUUUGAGUGAGAAUCAAAAACUGAUUCAAAGAAGUUUGACUAUGACAAUGUUAGCUUUCUAAUUCCAUAAAAAUAAUUCGUUUUUACAGUUUGUAAUCUGACAUUACCCCCAGCGCCAUUUAUAAAGAGUAAAUUUCCAGCAGUACACUUGAAGCACUUUUUAACAUGAAAUUACAAAUAUAAACCAUAUUUAAAAGCUCAUCAUGUUAAAUUUUUUAUGUACUUUUUUGGAACUAGUUUUUAAAUUUUAGAUUAUAUGUCCACUUAACUGUACAGUUCAUAAUCAGCUUAUUGAUCAUUGCAUGAUGCCUUACAGUUGUCAAUAACAUUUUUUCAUAUGCAAACGUCAUGCAAUAAAACAAACUAAUAUCUGGCA